Naumovozyma castellii is the source of this 1053-nucleotide messenger RNA. RefSeq lists its product as uncharacterized. Bases 1 to 1053 code for a protein of 350 amino acids. The record is from RefSeq and is a predicted model, not a curated record. The transcript has a single exon. Lineage: Eukaryota; Fungi; Ascomycota; Saccharomycetes; Saccharomycetales; Saccharomycetaceae.
AUGGCUCCAGUUUUAAACGUCGGUAUAGUUGGUACUGGUAUCUUUGCCAGAGAUAGACAUUUACCAUCCUACAAAGAAAUGUCUGACAAUUUCAAAGUUGUUGCUGCCUUCAACAGAACAAAGGCUAAGGCUUUAGAUUUUGCUAAAGUAGCUGGUAUUCCAGAAGACCACGUCUAUGAUAACUUGGAUGAAAUUAUGAACGAUAAAGAGGUUUCUUUCAUCGACGCCUUAUUACCAGCUCAAUUCAACUUAUCAACUGUUCAAAAAGCUAUUUCAGCUGGUAAACCAGUUCUAUUAGAAAAACCUAUUGCUGCUACCAUGGCACAAGCAAGAGAGAUUGUUAAAAUUACCGAUGCAUCUGAUAUUCCAGUUGGUAUUGCAGAAAACUGGACUUAUUUGACUUGUAUUGAUCUUGCCAAGAAGCAUUUGGCAAGAAUUGGUCCAGUUGUUGGUUUCACCCACAAUUCCACUGGUCCAUUCAACUCUACUAACAAAUAUCUAUCUACCUCUUGGAGACAGCAUCCAGAACAUAUCGGUGGUUUCUUAUCAGAUGGUGGUGUACAUCAAUUAGCAUUGGUUAUUGCCUUAUUAGGGGAAUUCGGCUCUGUUUCCGCCUUGACUAGACAAGUCCGUAAAGAAUCAGGUACUGAUGAUAUUGUGUUUUCAACCGUGCAAAUGAAGGAUAAUGAUGUUGUUGGUACAUUCACAUACGGUUCAGCCUUCGGUGCUACCUCCAAGAGUGUUUUCUUGAAGAUCUAUGGUAAGAAUGGAAGUGUCGUCGUUGAUUUAUCCAACAAACAACAACCUACCGUGUCUGUAACUGUAGGUGAUUCUGCUGAAACCGCUGGAAAGGAAGAAGUUUAUCAAGUCGAAAAAGAUGAAUCUUUCGGUGUUAACCCAGAAUUCUUGAACUUCCACGAAGCUGUUGCUAAGAAAGAUAAGACUUUGUUCAAAAGUUCUCCAAGAUCUGCUUUCCACCAUUUAGCCUGUGUUGCAGCCUUCUUGGAAUCAUCUGCAAAGAAUGGUACCACUGUUGAAGUUGAAACGAUCUAG